AUGCCGGCCUCGUAUCGGCCCACGGCGCUGGGCUUGAGCAGCACGGACAGCGCACACGACGCACACCGCAAGAGCUCCGCUGUGCUGGAGCUGCCGUCGAUCUCGCAGGUCCACUUCCGAGGCUCCGUCGACUCAUCGUGGUACACCAACCAAUUCGCGCCACGACCGACUGUAUCGAGUGAGCGCCUACCAGCCUUACCCCAGAUACAGGCGGGCACUGCGUCGUCGACCUCAUCCUCGCCUCGGGGUGGAUCCAUCAGCUCGGCAUCGGCUCUCAACAGCAGCGCAAGCUCUCAUACGUCGUACUCGUCCUCGGUGAACGGGAGCCAUUCCGGCUUCAAGACUCCGUCCCCGGAGCAGGCGCCUCAAUCACUCGGGCGCGAUACUCAUCCGUUGAAUGGGCAGUCGCAAGAAUCUCCUUUCGGCCAACAGCAGAGUUCCUCGAGUUACGGUUACGCAGGCGAUUCUUACGGCAGCAUGAACCAAAUGCAGUCCUAUCCCGAUGUCCACCAGCCGCACAUGCCCGCUCCUGGCCAUGCGCCGUCAUCAGGGCCGCCGUCCACGUUGGGCCAUUACUCGGGGUACCAGCACCCGCCCUACCUGCAACAUGGCCCGAGCAGUUCCAUGGUUCAGAGUUCCUUCUACCAGAGUUCUUACGGAAACGGGGUCCCUCCCACCCCAUCAUCGACAACCAUGACCAGUGCGCUAGUCCCGCAAUCGUUGCCGUUACCUGCAAUGACAGCCGGUGGCCCGGGAGCUCCCGCGGUUCCAGGAUCGCAGGGCUACCCUCCCACCCAUCAGUUCGACACGUCGGGUCAAAUCGCACCUCCUGGAAUGAAACCGAGAGUGACUGCGACCUUGUGGGAAGACGAAGGGAGCUUGUGCUUCCAGGUCGAGGCCAAGGGCGUGUGCGUCGCUCGUCGCGAGGAUAACCACAUGAUUAACGGCACGAAAUUGCUCAACGUUGCGGGCAUGACGAGAGGACGACGUGACGGCAUUCUAAAAAGCGAGAAGACCAGGCAUGUCGUGAAGAUUGGACCAAUGCAUCUCAAGGGCGUUUGGAUUCCGUUCGAGCGCGCGCUCGAUUUUGCAAACAAGGAGAAGAUUACUGAGCAAUUGUACCCGUUGUUUGUGCAUGACAUCGGCGCGUUGUUGUAUCAUCCCACAAACCAGCGAAACUCGGUAGGCGCUGGCAACGCGAUGGCGGCAGCAAUGGACCGCCGGCGCCCUGACAGCCAACAACAGCGUUACAUUGGCGCUCCCCAGAGUUCACAGCCGACGUCCUUGCACCACCAUUCCAUGAGCAAUCCUUCGAUGCCUUCGCAGAUUCAGUCCUCACCGCACACAAUCGCUCCUCAUCCUUCAGCCGGCCGCCCUUCGAUUGACAGGGCUCACACUUUCCCAACCCCACCGACGAGCGCGUCGAGCAUCAUUGGUAUGGGUAGUUCUGGCAGCUCUUACGAAUGGGGCAACCCUGGCGUUUCGAGCAUGCAGGGGAACCAACCUUUGUCGAUAGACACUAGCCUGAGCAACGCCCGGUCUGUACCAACGACGCCGGCAACGACUCCUCCGGGAACAAUGCAGAGCAUGCAGCAGUACCCGACCACUCAGGCCUAUGACGGAACGAGGCAGAUGUACAGUGCUGCGCCCAGCCAACCCGGACAGUACAGCGCGCAGCAGACCAUGGCCCGCUACGGCCAGCCCGUCCAACCCAACCCCUAUGCCAAGAGUGAGAUGGCACCACCGGCGAGAACUGGAGGUGAGCCCGUGCAGCAGACGGACAGCAAACCGACUGAUGCCAUGUUGAGUCAAUCGACAGAGCCAGUCGGCCAAGUGAUUGGCGAAGUGGAGGAAGCUGAUCAUGAGCACGACAAUGAGUACACUCACACCAGCGGCCCAUACAGCAACCGAAACACGUAUGGCUACGCAACCUCAUCGGCGCCUGGAACACUGUCAGGAGAGCAUGCGUCUCCGGAUAUGACCGGCUCCCCUCACCACAACGGUUCUGGACGGGCGACUCCCCGCACUACGACCACUUCCCAAACGCAAUGGAGUCGCGGUUAUGGCACUCCAGGCAAAACACUGCCUUCCAGUAACUUGUACAGCGUCAUCAGCGACACUCGCAGCACCGCCAACGGCAGUGGACCGGACGGCUACGGCGCCCCCAGCCUCCAAACGGGCUAUCCGAGCCAAUAUGCCCCCAACGGCGCGUUGCCCUCUGCCAAGCGCAUCCGGGAUCUGGAUGACGACGAGAACGACUACGGUCGUCCCGCCAGCCGCGACGCCAACGGCAACGAGGUCGAAGGUCUCAAGCGGAGGAAGACCAUAACCGAGAACACCAUCGGCGGUGCGGUAGGAGGUCUCGGCGGUGUUGGUGGCGACCUGAAAAGGACCAACACCACAAUCGCUCAGCGCCGGCGAUAG
Molecule: messenger RNA, 2424 nt
Organism: Aplosporella prunicola CBS 121167
Lineage: Eukaryota; Fungi; Ascomycota; Dothideomycetes; Botryosphaeriales; Aplosporellaceae
Exons: 5
Coding region: 1-2424 (807 amino acids)
Biological process (GO): positive regulation of transcription by RNA polymerase II
Cellular component (GO): nucleus
Molecular function (GO): sequence-specific DNA binding; DNA-binding transcription factor activity
Source: RefSeq, a predicted model, not a curated record